UCCUGAGUGUAUCUUACCAGAACCCGAAAGGGUGACCAUCCAAACUAAUGAAAUGAAUAAAGUCAGUCAAGAAAAUAAGGAGGAACAGGAGAGUGUAAGAUCAAAUAUUUUGGAAAUGAGCAACACGUCGCCAUUUUUUGAAAAUCCUCUUUCAAAGAAUAGCCUUUCAUCCGUUGAUUGCAAAACCAUAAAUUCAUCGGAUCCACUUGACGAGAAAUCAAAAAUUUCCGAGAAAUCCACGGGAACUAACGAAGCUCCCAUUGUCAAUUUAAAAGUAAACCGUUCGGCGCUUAAAAAAGCUACCUCUUCAAAUUCAAGUAAGAAUUCUUCAUCAAUAAAAGCAGUUAAACGGGUAACUUUUAAUAUUCUAGAUACGGGCAUUAACCUGGGCGAACAGAAACUUUCAGAAAGCAAUACAAGUGUAUUUGAAAGUCAAUUGGCGAUCGAGGAGAGCGACCGUCGUGAAGAAAAUAAUGAACUUUCCAAUUCUUCGGAAAUCAAUAGUGAUGGUCACUCCAAGACGCCGUAUAUUACUAGUAAAAGGACUGUUGAUGAUGCUUUGGGAAGAGAUAAUGAUUCUUUGUCAGCUCGACAUCUACAAAAAAGAUGUAGAGUUGACAAUAAGGACAUCCAAAGUUUCAAAGCAGUCUCAUUUUCUGCGGAUGGAGAUCGAUCGUUGAACCUCGUAACCGAAGACCAGGAGUCUUUAUGUAAGCGGGACGAAAAACCAUCCAAGACGAAUUAUUUAGAAUCCCAAAAUAGUAAAUAUUCAAGUUCUAAAAGUGAAACUAAUCCUCCGCGAAGAUUAGAGAAAUCAAAAGAAUCUAAUAGUUUAAACAUAUCAUUAUCAUCUAUGCAGAAAAAAUUUUUAACGUGGAAUUUCGAUUCGGACAAUAUCCAUUCUCCAAAGAUUUUUUCAGACGAAC
Molecule: messenger RNA, 926 nt
Organism: Acaulospora colombiana
Lineage: Eukaryota; Fungi; Glomeromycota; Glomeromycetes; Diversisporales; Acaulosporaceae
Source: the annotation of a GenBank genome assembly